Drosophila kikkawai is the source of this 1445-nucleotide messenger RNA. It is a transcript of the gene Cdk9, whose product is annotated as Cyclin-dependent kinase 9. The record is from RefSeq and is a predicted model, not a curated record. Lineage: Eukaryota; Metazoa; Arthropoda; Insecta; Diptera; Drosophilidae. Gene Ontology annotation, cellular component: nucleus; cyclin/CDK positive transcription elongation factor complex. Gene Ontology annotation, molecular function: ATP binding; cyclin binding; RNA polymerase II CTD heptapeptide repeat kinase activity. Gene Ontology annotation, biological process: positive regulation of transcription elongation by RNA polymerase II; protein phosphorylation.
UUUGCCAUCCCUAGCCUUUAUCAACAGCUGGAGCACAUUUGUUGCUGUUUUCUUUUCUUUUGUCUUUCAACUUGUUUCGGAGUUAUUGUGCGUUUUUUGUGACUAUAGAGGUGAAUCUCAGCAUGGCGCACAUGUCCCACAUGCUCCAGCAACCGUCAACGCCCUCCAGCGUAGGCUCCAGCUCCUCCCGCACUAUGUCUCUGAUGGAGAAGCAGAAGUACAUCGAAGACUAUGACUUUCCCUACUGCGACGAGAGCAACAAAUAUGAAAAGGUGGCGAAAAUUGGCCAGGGAACCUUCGGGGAGGUGUUCAAGGCCCGCGAGAAGAAGAGCAACAAAAAGUUUGUGGCCAUGAAGAAGGUGCUGAUGGACAACGAAAAAGAGGGCUUCCCCAUCACAGCGUUACGUGAGAUCCGAAUCCUGCAGCUGCUGAAACACGAGAAUGUGGUGAAUUUGAUUGAGAUUUGCCGUACCAAGGCCACAGCCACCAACGGCUACAGAUCCACAUUUUACUUAGUUUUCGACUUCUGCGAGCACGAUUUGGCUGGCCUCUUGUCCAACAUGAAUGUCAAGUUCAGUCUGGGCGAGAUCAAGAAGGUGAUGCAGCAGCUGCUCAAUGGCCUUUACUACAUACACAGCAACAAGAUCCUGCAUCGUGACAUGAAAGCUGCCAAUGUGCUGAUAACCAAGCACGGCAUCUUAAAGCUGGCUGAUUUUGGUUUGGCUCGUGCCUUUAGCAUUCCCAAAAACGAGAGUAAGAAUCGCUACACCAACCGUGUGGUGACGCUGUGGUACCGCCCGCCAGAACUGUUGCUGGGCGAUCGGAACUACGGUCCGCCUGUGGACAUGUGGGGAGCCGGAUGCAUCAUGGCCGAGAUGUGGACCCGCUCGCCCAUUAUGCAGGGCAAUACGGAGCAGCAACAGCUGACCUUCAUCUCGCAGCUAUGCGGCUCCUUUACGCCGGACGUGUGGCCGGGCGUGGAGGAACUGGAGCUGUACAAGUCCAUUGAGUUGCCAAAGAACCAGAAGCGUCGCGUCAAGGAGCGACUACGUCCGUAUGUCAAGGACCCCACCGGCUGUGAUCUGCUGGACAAGUUGCUGACUCUGGACCCGAAGAAACGCAUUGAUGCCGACACGGCACUCAACCACGACUUCUUCUGGACGGAUCCCAUGCCCAGCGACCUGAGCAAGAUGUUGUCCCAGCAUCUGCAGAGCAUGUUCGAGUAUCUGGCGCAGCCAAGGCGCAGUAACCAGAUGAGGAACUACCACCAGCAGCUGACCACCAUGAACCAGAAGCCGCAGGACAAUAGCAUGAUCGACAGGGUCUGGUAGACUGGUUUCCACACCCAUUUGUUGCAGUAAGACUCUCACUAUCAACUUAGUUUAAGGUAUUAGGUUAGGAUCAUAACCAUAAAGAUUUGCAUUUGCAAAUAAAACUCCUUCAAA